CACGCAUGCGCGUAGUACACCGAAGGCCUUGAAAAUUUCUGGUGCAGGUUCCAAAUGACAAGAAAUUUCUCUACGGGAAUCUAAAAUGCACCACGCCAGUUUUGCUGAAUCUGUCCAGAUAUUUAGGAAGUGGAGCAAGGGAUUCACUCGAUCAUCCUUCCUGCUCAGGCUGUGGGGAGGAUUUCACUCUAUCAUCUGACCGACUGGCACGCCUGUCAUUUUAAACAGGUGAUUCCCAUUCAUCUGCUCAGACGGUAUGAAUGGAUUCAGAUAUUUCAGCUAAAGGGACAUCAGCAAGUUCACACUGGGACAAUGCCAUUCACCUGAUCUCUGUGUGAGAAGGGAUUCAGUAGGUCUUCCCUCCUGUGAACAAACCUGUCAAUUCACACUGGGGCAGAGGCCUUUCACCCGCUCAGACUGUGUGAAGGGAUUCACUAAGUCAUCCACCCUAAUGGCUCACCAACGAGUUCACACUGGGGAGAGGCCGUUCACCUGCUCAGACUGUGGGAAAGGCUUCAGCUGCUCAUCUAAACUGAAGGUACAUCAGAGAAUUCACACUGGGGAGCGGCCAUUCACCUGCUCAGACUGUGGGAAGGGAUUCACUCAGUCAUCUGAACUGAAGGUACAUCAGAGAGUUCACACUGGCGAGCGGCCGUUCACCUGCUCAGACUGUGGGAAGGGAUUCACUCAGUCAUCUAAAUUGAAGGUACAUCAGCAAGUGCACACUGGGGAGAGGCCAUUCCCCUGCUCAGACUGUGGGAAGAGAUUCACUCAGUCAGCCCACCUACGAGCACACAGGUCAGUUCACACUGGGGAGAGGCUGUUUACCUGUUCAUACUGUGGGAAGGGAUUCAUUUUGUCGACUCAGCUACUGAGACACCAGUCAGCUCACACUGGGGAGAAGCCAUACACCUGCUCAGUGUGUGGGAAGGGAUUCACUCGGUCAUCCGCCCUAAUGGCUCACCAGCGGGUUCACACCGGUGAGUGGCCGUUCACCUGCUCGGACUGUGGGAAGAGAUUCACUCAGUCAUCUCACCUACAAGCACACAGGUCAGUUCACACGGGGGAGCGGCCAUUUACUUGCCCGUACUGUGGGGAGGGUUUCACUUUGUCAUCUCAGCUACUGAGACACCAGUCAGUACACACUGGGGAGUGGUCGUUCACCUGUUCAGACUGUGGGAAGGGAUUCACUCAGUCAUCUCAACUGAAAGUACAUCAAAGAGUUCACACUGGGGAGCGGCCGUUCAGCUGCUCAGACUGUGGGAAGGGAUUCACUUGCUCAUCUAAACUGAAGGUACAUCAACGAGUUCACACUGGAGAGAGGCCGUUCACAUGCUCAGUCUGUGGGAAGCGAUUCACUCGGUCAUUUCAUCUGAAGGUACACCAGCGAGUUCACACUGGGGAGAGGCCGUUCACCUGCUCAGACUGUGGGAAGGGAUUCUCUUGCUCAUCUCAACUGAAGGUACAUCAGCGAGUUCACACUGGAGAGAGGCUGUUCAGUUGCUCAGACUGUGGGAAGGGAUUCACACAGUCAUCCCACCUACAAGCACACCGGUCAGUACACUCUGGGGAGAAGCCAUUCACCUGCUCAAUCUGUGGGAAGGGAUUCACUGCAUCAUCCAACCUACAGAGACAUCAGCGAGUUCACACUGGGGAGAGGCCAUUCUCCUGCUCAGUCUGUGGGAAGGGAUUCACUCAGUCAUCCCACCUACAGAGUCAUCAGCGAGUUCACACUGGGGAGAAGCCGUUCACCUGCUCAGUCUGUGGGAAGGGAUUCUCUCAGUCAUCCAACCUACAGAAUCAUCAGCGAGUUCACACUGGGGAGAAGCCGUUCACCUGUUCAGAAUGUGGGAUAGGAUUCACUCAGUCAUCCCAACUACUGGCACAUCAGUCAGUUCAUAAUGGUGAGUGGCCAUUCACCUGCUCAGUCUGUGGGAAGGGAUUCACUCAGUCAUCCAACCUACAGAGUCAUCAGCGAGUUCACACUGGGGAGAAGCCGUUCACCUGCUCAGUCUGUGGGAAGGGAUUCACUCAGUCAUCCCAACUACAGAAUCAUCAGCGAGUUCACACUGGGGAGUGGCCGUUCACCUGCUCAGAAUGUGGGAAAAGAUUCACUCAGUCAUCCACCCUACUGAGUCAUCAGCGUGUUCACACUGGGGAGAGGCCAUUCACUUGCUCAGUCUGUGGGAAGGGAUUCUCUCACUCAUCCACCCUACAGAGACACCAGCGAGUUCACACUGGGGAGAGGCCAUUCUCCUGCUCAGUCUGUGGGAAGGGAUUCACUCAGUCAUCCAUCCUACGGAGUCAUCAGCGAGUUCACACUGGGGAGAAGCCAUUCACCUGCUCAGUCUGUGGGAAGGGAUUCACUCAGUUAUCCAGCCUACAGAGUCAUCAGCGAUUUCACACUGGGGAGAAGCCAUUCACCUGCUCAGUCUGUGGAAAGGGAUUCACUCGGUCAUCCAUCCUACAGAGUCAUCAGCGAGUUCACACUGGGGAGAAGCCGUUCACCUGCUCAGUCUGUAUGAAGGGAUUCACUCAGUUAUCCAGCCUACAGAGUCAUCAGCGAGUUCACACUGGGGAGAAGCCAUUCACCUGCUCAGACUGUGGGAAGAGUUUCACUCGGUCAUCCCAACUACUGGCACACCAGUCAGUUCAUACUGGGGAGAAGCCAUACACCUGCUCAGUCUGUGGGAAGGGAUUCUCUGAGUCAUCCAGAUUACAGAGUCAUCAACGAGUUCAUACUGGGGAGAAGCCAUUCACCUGCUCAGACUGUGGGAAGGGAUUCACUCAGUCAUCCAAUCUACAGAAUCACCAGCGAGUUCACACUGGGGAGACGCCGUUCACCUGCUCAGUCUGUGGGAAGGGAUUCACUCGGUCAUCCCACCUACAGAAUCAUCAGCGAGUUCACACUGGGGAGAAGCCAUUCAUCUGCUCAGAAUGCGGGAAGGGAUUCACUCAGUCAUCCACCCUACUGAGUCACCAGCGAGUUCACACUGGGGAGAAGCCAUUCACCUGCACAGUAUGUGGGAAGGGAUUCACUCGUUCAUCCACCCUACAGAGUCAUCAGCGAGUUCACAUUGGGGAGAAGCUGUUCACCUGCUCAGUCUGUGGGACGGGAUUCACUCAGUUAUCCAGCGUACAGAGUCAUCAGCGAUUUCACACUAGGGAGAAGCCGUUCACCUGCUCAGACUGCGGGAAAGGAUUCACUCAGUCAUCACAACUACUGGCACACCAGUCAGUUCACAGUGGGGACUGGUCGUUGUUAUGAAUCCCUGGGUUUCGUUUGCUGUGGACUGUCAUUUUAAGAGAGAGAGACAGGCAUUAGGAUGCCGACUCAGUCUGACUUGCAGCUUGUUUUCAUUGCUCGCAGCUUGUUUAAUUUUAACCGAGGACACAGACACUCAGAGUCAGACGGAGACAAAGGAGGAAAAAUGGAAGGAUCGAAACCAGGGAACUAGUGGCCAAGGGUCACUGUUUGGAACUUUCCUAUGCCCACAAGGAUGGGUUAAUUAUUGAUUCACCGUACAUCGAAUGUGUCAUUGUCACCUCAUUUGAUCCUUAAGAGUGGAUCGGAUUUGGCGCAUCCUGUGGAGACCACUUAUGUGUUAACCCUUGCCUGGCUGUGGUGUGGCAGUUCACGAAGACGAUACCGCUUGUGACAAGUCACUUUCGAUGAUAAUUUGUAUGUGGAUUUGGAACGAUGAUGUACAAAAUCUCCAGCAACUCUUCUCUCGUUUUACCACCGUGGAACCUGUGCAAUUCUACAUAUUUGCCUUCUCUCGCCAUUUACCCUGGAUUAUAAGUCUCUCCCUCUCAUCGCCUAUUCUGUAGUUGAACUGAACUUUAAUGCUUUAUCAUCUCAACACUGUAAGCCUUGUUUCCCCUGAGCUCAAUAGUUUGGGAGUUAUAUUUACACACAUUUAUAAAUGUAACACUAUUAACUUCUGUUUAUCUUGUUUAAGUUGCAAUUUUACAAGAAGAUUCUAAUAAAGACAGAUUUAACA
Molecule: messenger RNA, 4004 nt
Organism: Hypanus sabinus (Atlantic stingray)
Lineage: Eukaryota; Metazoa; Chordata; Chondrichthyes; Myliobatiformes; Dasyatidae
Product: zinc finger protein 850-like
Exons: 3
Coding region: 452-3268 (938 amino acids)
Biological process (GO): regulation of transcription by RNA polymerase II; central nervous system development
Cellular component (GO): nucleus
Molecular function (GO): RNA polymerase II cis-regulatory region sequence-specific DNA binding; DNA-binding transcription factor activity, RNA polymerase II-specific
Source: RefSeq, a predicted model, not a curated record